Messenger RNA from Rhizopus microsporus ATCC 52813, 1686 nucleotides. RefSeq names its product APG6-domain-containing protein. Lineage: Eukaryota; Fungi; Mucoromycota; Mucoromycetes; Mucorales; Rhizopodaceae. Bases 44 to 1564 code for a protein of 506 amino acids. The transcript has 6 exons. Gene Ontology annotation, cellular component: phosphatidylinositol 3-kinase complex, class III, type II; phagophore assembly site; phosphatidylinositol 3-kinase complex, class III, type I. The record is from RefSeq and is a predicted model, not a curated record. Gene Ontology annotation, biological process: autophagosome assembly; autophagy; cellular response to nitrogen starvation.
CUACCCUUUUUUUUAUAUAUAUAUAAAAUAAAUAAAUGCAUAAAUGUCGUUUUCCUGUCAACGUUGCAAUCAGUCAUUAAAGAUUGAUGAUUCCUUAAUGAAUCUAGAGCAAGCAGCUGCUGAUAUGCUUAUUGCUCCAUUACUUGCAGAAGAACAGUAUGAGGCACAAGAACAUCAGAAGCGUGCAUCAAACAAGACGACAUUUCCAGAGCCCAUGUCUCGUAAACUGAUGGGAAUCAAAAAACCUAGUUCCACGCCUUCCUACACAACAUUAGAUAAACGAAGAAGCUUUCCUGUAUCAGAGUCUUUUGUCAUGCUUCCUCACCCUCAAGCUAUUCACCAUACAAGCAGUAGCAGCAGUCAUAUUCGUAGCACCAGUACAACUGCAAGGCCAGUUUCUCUCUUGACCUCCAAGUCAACCACUGUCCUCGGCAGUGCUUCCAAAUCUACAGCAACAACAGCACAAGAUAACGGUUCUUCUUUUAUGUCUAGCCCGAGCGCUGCAGCUAUAGAAGAGGCAAACUGGACGAGAAACAACAGUUUAUCUCAUCGAUUGAAAGUUGCCAACCGUUUGUUUGAUAUCAUGUCAAGCAAGUCAAACGUAGACCAUCCUUUAUGUCAGGAGUGCACAGAUAUGCUUUUAGAAGCUUUAGAGAAGCAGUUGGAGGACGUGAGUCGUGAGAGAGAUUGCUAUAUUGAAUUUAUGAAAAAGGUAAAAGAUAGCAAGUUGAGCGAUGAAGAAGAGCAAGAGCUUAAAAAGCAGCUUGAGGAGCUACAAGUAGCAGAAGAUGAGGCGUUGGAAGAGCUAUCAGGGCUACAAGAGGAAGAGAAAAGGCUUGAACAGGAACUACAGAGCUUGGAACAGGACUUGAAAUUAUUGAACCAAGAAGAAGACCAAUUUUGGGAGAAAUGUAAUGAAUAUCAACUGGAUCUUGACGCAUUUCAAAAUGAAAGAGAUUCUAUCAAUUUGAAAUAUGAUCAUGACGUGAGACAAUACGAAAAAUUGCAGAAAACAGUGGUUUAUAAUGAUGCGUUCUGUAUAUCGCACGAUGGGCCCUUUGGAACGAUCAAUGGGUUUAGAUUAGGUAGACUCAGUACACAUCCCGUCGAGUGGAAUGAAAUCAAUGCAGCGUGGGGCCAGACGUUAUUGUUGUUGUAUACUAUAGCCAAUAAGCUAAAGUUCCAAUUCCAGACAUAUCGAUUGGUUCCUAUGGGAUCAUUUUCAAGAGUAGAAAAGAUAGAGGGUGACAGUGUGCUAUCUUAUGAACUAUAUGGUUCAGGUGACUUUGGGCUUAAUAGAAUGUUUUUAAAUAGAAGAUUUGAUCAUGCAAUGGUAGCUGUUUUAAAUUGUCUAAAGCAAUUGACAGACUUUGCAGAAGAAAAGGAUAAGAGUCUUCGAUUGCCUUAUAGGAUCAAUAAGGACAAGAUUGGCGAUCUAUCCAUUCGAUUACAGUUCAACCAAGACGAAUCAUGGACAAAGGCAUUAAGAUAUAUGCUCACUAAUAUGAAGUGGAUCCUUGUAUUUGCAAGUAGAGCCAAUACUUCAAAUGAGCCAUCAAAAUGAUUAUUCAUAAACAAUAAAUCCCCUUUUAUACCCCCCUCUAUGUUCAUCAAUCGUAGUUCAAAGCGUAACUGCACUCGAAAAAGACUAAAUGCGGACAAUAAAAAAGUAGCAUAAACUCGAAA